CUUCUUGACUAGUUUGGUCCCUCAUCAUAUAAUCGAAAAAAACCUCCCAACUCCGAAAUCCAAAACCGACAAAAAUCACUCUUUUCAGAUCGAUUUAUCCUUCUCCUCCUCCUCCUCCUCCGUCGAAAUCCAAAAAGUUUCCGCCGCGAAGAUUCUCGUUUCAGAUAAUUAUCAAACUAGGAAUCUGGAGAGGAGCUUAGCAACGACGGUGAUCCGCCAUUACUGAAAGCCUCUAUUCUCGUUAAUGUCCAAUAACCCAAGUCGAUUUAAGUAACGGGUUUUGCGGUAGUUUGUUAGGUGAAGAAGAAUGACAACAACUGGGUCUAAUUCUAAUCACAACCACCAUGACGAUGGUUCCGUGAAGAAUAACAACAACAACCCUAGUACGAGGUCUUGGGGCACGGCGGUUUCAGGUCAAUCGGUGUCCACUAGCGGCAGUAUGGGCUCGCCCUCGAGCCGGAGCGAGCAGACCACCACCGUGGCUACAUCUGCUAGCGACAGUGCCUUUAUACGCCUGAACAAUUUGGACAUUCAGGGUGACGAUACUGGUUCUCAAGGAGCUUCUGGUGGUAAGAAGAAGAAGAGGGGACAGCGUGCGGCUGGUCCAGAUAAAAGUGGAAGAGGGCUACGUCAAUUUAGCAUGAAAGUUUGUGAAAAGGUGGAGAGCAAAGGAAGGACAACUUACAACGAGGUUGCGGACGAGCUUGUUGCUGAAUUUGCACUCCCAAGUAACGAUGGAACAUCCCCGGAUCAGCAACAGUAUGAUGAGAAGAACAUAAGGCGAAGAGUAUAUGAUGCUUUGAACGUCCUCAUGGCUAUGGAUAUAAUAUCCAAGGAUAAAAAAGAGAUUCAAUGGAGAGGUCUUCCUCGUACAAGCUUAAGCGACAUUGAAGAAUUAAAGGCUGAACGUCUCUCACUUAGGAACAGGAUUGAAAAGAAAACUGCAUAUUCCCAAGAACUGGAAGAGCAAUAUAUAGGCCUUCAGAAUCUGAUUCAGAGAAACGAGCACUUAUAUAGCUCUGGAAAUGCUCCUAGUGGUGGUGUUGCUCUUCCAUUUAUCCUCGUCCAGACUCGUCCUCACGCGACCGUAGAAGUGGAGAUAUCAGAAGAUAUGCAGCUCGUGCAUUUCGAUUUCAACAGCACUCCAUUCGAGCUCCACGAUGACAAUUUUGUCCUCAAGACUAUGGAAUUUUGCGAUCAAGUUAAAGAGAAGAUUGUUCUUGAGCAAAAAAACAAGGAACAAGGGUGUGAAAACAGUCGAACAGAACCAACUUAAGAGAAGAGGAGUAUCAUAGGGACUCACAUUAAGAUGAACAAUGUAUAUUUUGUAUCUCUGGAUAUUAUUUUGAUACUCGAACACUCCUCCUUUUAUUAGAUAUUUUUGUUCACAAAAAAACAUUUAUAUCUCUUCUUACUUUAUAUUAG
Messenger RNA from Eutrema salsugineum, 1425 nucleotides. Its product is annotated as transcription factor-like protein DPB. The record is from RefSeq and is a predicted model, not a curated record. Gene Ontology annotation, cellular component: transcription regulator complex; nucleus. Gene Ontology annotation, molecular function: DNA-binding transcription factor activity, RNA polymerase II-specific; RNA polymerase II transcription regulatory region sequence-specific DNA binding. Gene Ontology annotation, biological process: regulation of cell cycle; regulation of transcription by RNA polymerase II. Bases 308 to 1276 code for a protein of 322 amino acids. NCBI's taxonomy places the organism in Eukaryota, Viridiplantae, Streptophyta, Magnoliopsida, Brassicales, Brassicaceae. The transcript has 10 exons.